Molecule: messenger RNA, 1181 nt
Organism: Pteropus alecto (black flying fox)
Lineage: Eukaryota; Metazoa; Chordata; Mammalia; Chiroptera; Pteropodidae
Gene: ATP6V0C
Product: ATPase H+ transporting V0 subunit c
Exons: 3
Coding region: 178-645 (155 amino acids)
Biological process (GO): proton transmembrane transport
Cellular component (GO): proton-transporting V-type ATPase, V0 domain
Molecular function (GO): proton-transporting ATPase activity, rotational mechanism
Source: RefSeq, a predicted model, not a curated record
CAUCCGCCAUUUUGUUCUGCGGUGCUGGUAUUUAGAGCGCAGCGGCUGACGGGCCGAUCGCCUUCGCAGCCCUCUGACCACUAGCUUCGUGCUUGCCGCCUGCUGCUCGCCUGCUGCGCUCGGCCCGUCCUCGUCCCCGCCUCGGCCCGCUGAGCUCGCCCCCUCCCCACCGCAGACAUGUCCGAGGCCAAGAGCGGCCCCGAGUACGCCUCCUUUUUUGCGGUCAUGGGCGCCUCGGCCGCCAUGGUCUUCAGCGCCCUGGGCGCUGCCUAUGGUACGGCUAAGAGUGGCACCGGCAUUGCGGCGAUGUCGGUCAUGCGGCCAGAGCUGAUCAUGAAGUCCAUCAUCCCAGUGGUUAUGGCUGGCAUCAUUGCCAUCUACGGCCUGGUGGUGGCAGUCCUCAUUGCCAAUUCUCUGAAUGAACACAUCACUCUCUACAGGAGUUUCCUCCAACUGGGAGCUGGCCUGAGUGUGGGCCUGAGUGGGCUGGCAGCUGGUUUUGCCAUUGGCAUUGUGGGGGAUGCUGGUGUGCGGGGCACUGCCCAGCAGCCCCGACUAUUCGUGGGCAUGAUCCUGAUCCUCAUCUUCGCGGAGGUGCUGGGCCUCUACGGUCUCAUCGUUGCGCUCAUCCUUUCCACAAAGUAGCCCCUCUCCAAGCCCACCAGCCACAGAAUAUGAUGUAAAGACCACUCCCUCCUCAUUCCAGAAUGAACAGCCUGACACACAUGCACGGGGCAGCUGCACCCCCAGUAGUUGGUCUUGUAAAUGCGCAGUGUCCUAGUGCCCAUUGUCUGUUGCCCCCCCCCACCCCACCCGCCCCGUGCGUGGACAUCUGGGCCCACUCAUCAUUCAUCCAGGCCCCUGACCAGUGAGGAUGCAGGCCUCUGGCUGCCCCCACCCAUCUACCUGCCCUAGAGUGCUCUGUGUAUAAGGAUGAAUUAGAGUUGUCAUUUUCUCUUCACUGGAUGUUUAUUUAUAAAGAUUUGACCUGUUCACACGUCUGUGGAGCAGCCUUCCGUCUCCCAACUAUAUAGUAAUCUUUAGAGUGUCGCCUUGUGGGGUUACUGUGUGCCCUGAGACUUCUGGAUGGAACCACCGUCCUUUCGCCCCCACUGUGGGGCUGUGUGCUGGGCCUGCCAGGCCCCGAGUCGUGUCCAAUAAAGUUCUCGGAUGUGACUGGA